GAUUUAGGAAAUCUUCUUGCCUUACCAAUGAAGAAAGUCACGAAAGAAACAGGACUACUAGCUGAAGCAAAGAGCUGGGUAGCUGGAAGAAUAGCGAACAAUCUGCUAGCUUCUCGGCUUGGCCCUCAGGAUAGCGAUGAUGAAGAGGAGCAUGAAGAAGAGGAAUUGCAAAGAGCCAAGCAAGAGGAGGCACCACAUGUGAUGGUAUGCGAUAUUUUUCCUCUUGCCUCUUACAGCUCCUCUCAUCAUAAUGUCAAUCUCAAUCGCUAUCAUUUCCGCUAUGGUCAACGAAUGCUCAAUGUGGUACGAACAUUGGAGAAAAUGAAACCGCAGAAGGACGAUUUUCGAUCGCUGAUGUUCUCAAAAUUCCUACAAAACAAUCGUCUAACUCGAAUCGUAGACGAUAUACCACCGCCUCCUGCAAAGAAAAUGGCAACAACCUGUUGCCAGACUGAUGAGGCUCCUAGGCAUAGGAAACUGUACUCGCGGCAUCUCCGAGGUCGGGUGUUCAUUGUUUUAAUAUAUUUAGCCUUAGACCAAAAUAUCUGCUUCAGAGCUAUCGUCAUCAUCUCAUUCGACGUCUCCAAGCAGAUCGUUGCAUUACGACGAUGA
This is a messenger RNA of Cylicostephanus goldi, 612 nucleotides long. The record is from the annotation of a GenBank genome assembly. NCBI's taxonomy places the organism in Eukaryota, Metazoa, Nematoda, Chromadorea, Rhabditida, Strongylidae.